AUGUGGAGGGAUUCUACGACCGUUAUCAGCUGGUUAAACUCCGAGAACCGCCGCUAUAAACCAUUCGUAGCGCAUCGUAUCGCGGAGAUACUUGCCGUAACUCACCCGUGUGACUGGAAAUGGGUUCCUACAAGCGCGAAUGUUGCUGGCGAUGCAACACGCCACAGCCGUCAUAUAGACUUAUCUGAAACUUCUCGUUGGUUCAAGGGACCAGAAUUUUUAUCAUUGGGAGUGGAAGAUUGGCCAAAACAUUCUACUGAAACUACCACAGCUGAAACUACCACAGAAACAACUACCGAAGAGUUGUCACCGCGACCAUUGCUUAUCCUCUUUAACAGUACAAUUUUCAAUUUUAACAGAUUUUCUUCUUACAACAGACUCAAGAGAUCAACAGCAUGGGUAUUAAGAUUCGUCAACCGCAGCCGACGCAAGAAUUCGCCUGUAGAAUUUUAUGGGCUAAGCGCAUCCGAAGUCAACGCGGCCGAAAAAUUGCUAUGUCGCGUGGCGCAAGAAGCUACCUUUCCUGCGGAGAUCACUGCACUACGAGUAGGACAACCGCUAGGUAGUGACAGUACGAUCAACAAUUUAGCACCGUUUAUUGACGACGAAAAAAUUUUACGCGUUGGUGACCGUUUAGAAGCUGCUACUUGGCUUCCAUUCGAUUGCCAACAUCCCAUAAUUUUACCAGAGAAGCACCAGCUUACUAUUCUAAUCGUUACCCAUUAUCACGAGCGAAUGAAACAUCAGUACUUUGAAGCAACAAUUGGGGAGAUUCGCCAGAAGUUCUGGAUCACCCGCAUACGUCAAGUUUUAAGAAGCGUUGUCGCGAGUUGCAUCGUUUGCAGAGCUUCCCGUGCAAAACCCUCACCGCCGAUUUUGGGUACACUGCCGAAGGAUCGCUUAACGCCAUACGUAAGACCAUUCAGCUACACGGGCAUAGACUACUUCGGCCCUUUGAACGUAACUAUCGGCCGUCGAACUGAAAAACGAUGGAUCGCUCUGUUUACAUGCCUCACGGUGCGAGCUAUACAUUUGGAGGUAGCAGCUGAUUUGUCAACGGAUUCGUGUAUUCUUACCAUUAGAAAUUUUAUCAAUCGGCGUGGCGUCCCAGUCCGAAUGCGCAGCGAUAACGGAAAGAACUUCGUUGGCGUCAAGGAAGAAGCAAAACGCUUCGAUGAGGUGUUUGACUGUGAGCAAAUACAGACCGAAUUAUCUAAAAGAGGAAUUGAUUGGGUGUCUGCCCUGAUAACCCAUCGGAAGGUGGAGUGUGGGAACGCAUGGUGCAAUGCGUUAAACGUGUCCUCCGGCACACCUUGA
Messenger RNA from Rhagoletis zephyria (snowberry fruit fly), 1317 nucleotides. RefSeq lists its product as uncharacterized. The record is from RefSeq and is a predicted model, not a curated record. Lineage: Eukaryota; Metazoa; Arthropoda; Insecta; Diptera; Tephritidae. Gene Ontology annotation, molecular function: nucleic acid binding.